AUGACUGGACACGGCUGCUUCGGUCAUUACCUGUACACAAUAAGGAAGGAACCUUCGCCGGUUUGUCACCAUUGCGGGUACGAAGACGACACCGCCUAUCACACGAUGGUGGAAUGCCCAACCUGGGCCCCUGAGAGAUGGGAACUGGAAAUGGCCCUGAACGUGGAUGAUCUCUCGCUGCACAAUAUAGUAGCAAAAAUUCUAGUCAGCGAGAGAUCUUGGGCGGCGUUCCAUAACUUCUGUGAGAAAGUUAUGAGAAGGAAAGAGGAAGCGGAGCGGGCGCGCGAGGCCAGAGCCGAUACGCAUCCGCUACGACAAAGACGGAGGGGAAUCAGGCGGCGGCAAUUCGUCAAUGCCUUGAUUCCCCAGUAG
Messenger RNA from Cydia amplana, 372 nucleotides. RefSeq lists its product as uncharacterized. The record is from RefSeq and is a predicted model, not a curated record. The transcript has a single exon. Bases 1 to 372 code for a protein of 123 amino acids. Lineage: Eukaryota; Metazoa; Arthropoda; Insecta; Lepidoptera; Tortricidae.